This is a messenger RNA of Chanos chanos (milkfish), 2457 nucleotides long. It is a transcript of the gene tprn, whose product is annotated as taperin. Lineage: Eukaryota; Metazoa; Chordata; Actinopteri; Gonorynchiformes; Chanidae. The transcript is spliced from 4 exons. The record is from RefSeq and is a predicted model, not a curated record. The coding region runs from base 1 to 2457 and encodes 818 amino acids. Gene Ontology annotation, molecular function: phosphatase binding.
AUGUCAGCCGGAGACAUUCGUCUGCUUCACCAAGAGGCCGGAAAGGAGAGCCCGAGGAUGCCGGCCUGGAAAAGAGAGAUUCUUGAACGAAGGAAAGCAAAGGGCGGUGGGUCUGGGGCAGGUGUGGACUCCGCGCUCACAUCGUGGGUUAAUGGAGAGAUAUCGGGAAGUAGUAGAUCCAACAGCAAGGAUGAUAUUACUAGCACUGUCACGAACAAGAACUAUACCAUCACUCCAGCCAGCCAGCAUUUUCCAGUUAAGCGCAGCGACACCCCCAUAUCGUCAGAUCUAUCACCGGUUAAAACAAAAGACCCCUGUUCGGUCUCAGACCCCUCCGUCUCUUCAUCAGUAGAGGGAACGGAAAGAGCAAACGGAGCGCAAGAGAGUAUGGUGCUGCGGGAGAGUUUGGGCCCGCUACAGGAAAACCCUUUUAUUAAACUGGAGAAACAACGUAAAAAACAACAGGACCAAACGAACGCCUCUCGUCCAGUGCAACACAUUUUGGAGUUGUACAGUAACGUUCCUGGAAUACGGACUAUUCAUGCAGAGAACAUAAUCAUUAUAGAAUCCGACCCAGAUUACUUUCCGGAGGGGGCUGGUUUAAAGCAUGCAUCUAAACUCCAGAAUGGCACUGUUAGCGGAUACAGCUCCCUCAACGACCUUUUAGACCGGAGGGGUAGUCCGGUUACCGAGAUACGUGCUAAGGAAGUAGUCAUUUAUGAUACUGCAUUAAGCAAAAGCGAAGAGAAUUUGAGCACAUUGGGCCGGCCAGGUUCUGACGUCGCCGACCUGUUUGAAGGGCAGGGUAGGGUGAGUCGUAUGCUACAGAAAUUCGACUUGAAUUACGGGAAGUUUCAGCCUAAAUCGCGCAGCACAGAGAACCUCCUCGAUUUAAAUACCAGCCCCGUUAGAUCCAGCUCCCGGCCUAAAGCCCUGCCGGAUAUGGUGCCAAAAUGUGCGACGCCUCCCUUUCCUGGCUCACCUGUUCGCUUUCUGCCCAACAAAGUGUCACCAGUCUUCCAGACCAAUCAGUCUUCAAAAACAAAACAACCUGCCUCUCCAACCCAUUCAGGGAGUAGCACCCCUAAUUGUGGAUCUCCUCAGUUAAUGUCUUCCUUCUGGCGGCGGUCUGAAGCGAGCGGAGGCCGCACUGUCACCAUAAACCCACGAGAGGAGGCAGAGAGGUCACAGUCAAAGCCUGUUAGGGAGAGAGACUGGGACAGCACAGACGGAGCCACUAAAGCCAAAGUGCCAUGCUCUCCAGAGAGCCACCGUGCCCGUGCCGACUCCCCUGCCAGAUCAACCUCACCCUCGCUACCACGAAGCUUCGAGAUCCGUCCAUCUCCCCACCCUGAUCUCUCGCUAGUGCCAGCCAAUGAUGUGCAGGCCCGUGCCCUCGCCAACCUCCGACUCCAGUCCCGCAACUCUUUCACUGUUAUCCCCAACUGCCGCCUGACUGCUGCAUCGUCUCCAAGCAAAACAGUGCCCCCUAACCCAGUCUUAUCGCCACCCUCUCAGAGACAGACAGAGAUCGUAGCCCCAGUGCCAGCAGUGCCAAUACCCAGCACUCCUCCAUCCACGCCACCCCUCUCAAAGCACGCAGAUACAGUGAGGGUGCCCGUGCCAGCUAACACCAAACCUCCACAACUGCCCACUCCUCCUGGUACACCCACCUCUCCUACGCCAUCCUUGAAAUCUUCACCUGCUUCUCUGACAAAGCCAGUGGUGCCCGUUGAUGAGGCUUCAAGCGACAAGCUUCCCAUUACCAACAUUGAUGAUGUUGUGGUGGAGCCAUCGACACCUUCGCAGAGCCCAGUGAUACAGAAGAGGAAAGGGAACACAUUUACCGUGGUUCCCAAACGCAAGCAGGAGCACCAGCCAAGCUCUCUGGAGCCCAAUGACCAAGCAACAGUCCCUUCACCCACUGCAGCAGCAUCCAAGGCCCCCUAUGCCCAACUGGGCACGUUGCUUAAGAAACGCUACCCAGCUGUAGAGGAGAUUGAAGUCAUUGGAGGUUACCUCUCCCUUGGCCGGUCCUGUCUUUCCAAGGCUGGCUCCACAGGCAAGAAGCUAAAAAUUUCCUUCAAUGAGUCUAGCCUUCAGAGCACAUUUGAGUACCCUUCGGAGAGCAGCGUGUGGGACAGCGGAGAAGAGGAAGAGGAGGAAGAAGAGAAGGGAGGAGAAGAAAGUGAAACAAUUAGCACUGAGCGCUUUUCCAUCCCAAGAAUAAGCUAUACCAUCGGAUCCACUAAUGUUACCAACAGCUCUGAUCUGUCCACUUAUACUCCUAAGCACUCAGUGGAGUUCAGUGCUUGGCAAGAGCACAAGACUGAUAAUCCUGACGUCCAGGGGGAAGCCAGCUCUCAGCACUCUGACAUGUCGGAGGAAGUCAUGCUGACACCUGCCAACAGCUCGUCCCUCUCAGACUUCAGCAGUGAACCAGCCCUUUACUUCUAA